AUGCGGUUCCAGGCCCCCCAGCUGGGCGCCAUGGGCGUUACCUUCAUUGUGAUGAGGGCGUUCCAGUUUGCUUCGUUGAUUGCUGUUAUUGGGCUCUGUGCCAACUUCAUCAACGGAAUCACGACUGCUGAGCACGAUCCCCCCGCCGAGCUGAUUGGCACUUUGACAGUGCUCGAUCGGACAAUCUGCUACGAGAUCAAAGCUGCCUGGGGUAAGCAGAAGACGAAACAGGAGGCGUGGAACAGGGCUCCCGCCGCUGUCGCUGCCGCUCCUUACUUCCCGCCUCCUCCCCUGGCGCCCACCCGCGAUCGCAGCCGUGCGCGUAACCAGCCGCCCAACCCCCGCAUCAUCACCACCUCCCCACCCCGAUUCAGCUGCGACUCGGACGACUCCAACCACGCCACGGAGCCCACCGCCACCAACAACAACAGUCCCGCCCCAACCCCGCGGGCCUACGCCCCCCACCACCGCUCAACCCCCGCCAACCCCCAUCCAUCACCAUCUCCGUCCCCACCAAACCAGAAGACUCCGACUCCGAAUCCGACGGCAUCUCUCCGCUCCCUCUCGCGCGGCCCACCCUCCACCCGCCGGCAACCACAACGCACCGCCAGAACACUCACCGGCCCACCCCCAGCACCGCCACAAACCCGCCCUCCGGCACCCUAA
Molecule: messenger RNA, 666 nt
Organism: Chaetomium globosum CBS 148.51
Lineage: Eukaryota; Fungi; Ascomycota; Sordariomycetes; Sordariales; Chaetomiaceae
Exons: 3
Coding region: 1-666 (221 amino acids)
Source: RefSeq, a predicted model, not a curated record